AUGCCAUCGCCAAGUAAACGGGAAAAUAGGUUAGCAAACGGUUUGAGCCCUAAGUUGCCGGUGCUGCCGCCGCUAACGACCGGUCGGAAUUCAACUCCAGAAAAAACAGUGGGAACUCCAGUUUCGAUUGGCUGGUCGCAAAUCAAUGCGGGCUCUUCAUUGUCCAAUGUAACGCCUUCGGGUCCAUCACUAUCCAGUCUGGGCUCUCCGAGCUCACAGUCGCCUUCCAGUGGUCGGAGCGGGAAAAGGCGCCCUCCACCGCCAACCUUCUUUGAGUCAGGCCAUCCUUCGGCUUCAACUUACCCCGGAAGCGAUGUCACUAGUCCGAGGACUCCGGCACUGUACAAGUCUCCCUUUGUAGGUGAGGAUACAAUCGUUAUUUCCAGACCUCCCAAUGAUCGAACACCAUCAAAGAAAUCCUAUAAAUCACCAUUUAUCGGUGACAGCAGCGUCUUAAUUCCCACAAUGCCUGGUUCAGACAAAUCUCGAUGGAUUGCAGCGGGAAACAAUAACCACAAUACUGAAAACAGCAUUGACAUGACUAAAAGCCUCAAAGCGCUGCCGCCUUUGCCCUCGAAAAAAGUCGGCAGCAAGCAACAAAUUACAGGUGAUCCUAAUGGAGCGGGUACUCCAUGGCCGCAACAUGGAAGCAUAGGUGACCAAUCUGAUAGAUUAGACCAGCCAUUCCGUCCAUUCGCAGGCGCACCGACGGAGUCCACCAGCACCAGGGCCGUCUCCGACAGCAUUAGCAGUUACUAUUCAAACUCCAAGUAUGCUUUCAAUGAUGAAAUCACGCAAGAAAGGAGCUUCGACUCUGUGGCCGGUAACAGGCCGCUUCAACAAAUUCCUAGUAUCACCGUACCGAUGCAACCGUUUACGAUCGACUAUUUGGAUGAAAACAAACUAUUUCAAUGCUAUAACGUUUCGUUGUUAUCGGACAUAUAUGAGUGGCUUUUGAAGGUUUAUUUUGAGUGGUUCAACGAAUAUGUGUUCCGCAAAAUUGAAUUCUACCAAAUGGUUCAACUAUUACUUGAGUUUCAAUUACCGGCCUCUUGUAAUCAAGAUAUUGUGGAUUCCAAUGUGGACAAAAUAAUAGAAUCUUUGAUUUUACAGGGUGCCGUGCGUUUUGAGACCGAUACUGAAGAGUCCUUCAACGAUGAAAUCACCUUCAUUGUGGCCGGCCUACCGAUUCAAGGUGUGUUUACGAGCUUACUGCCAUGUUAUUCACAUGAUUUCAAGCAAUCUUCGGAUAAACAGCACGACCAUUGCUAUAGUUCAAGGUGUCCCUCGAAAUAUUUGAAACAGUCUCGGCCGGCUCUUAAAUUGUCGGAAAUUAUUAACAAGUCAGUUGGUCUAUGGAGCGAUUACUGGAAGUUGUCUUCAGAGGAGCUUGCAGAGCUAAAUCCCCGUGAGGUGAGCCGCCAAAGCUUCAUUUUUGAUUUAAUCAUUUUGGAGCAGAGAUCACUGAAUCUGGCUCACGCAGCAGUCGAAAUAUACGGUAAAAGGUUCAAUAAGUCAUUGUUACAACAAGAACCUAAUUUUAGUAAACUGGCGUUUGAUUGUUUUGAACCUAUGAUAGAACUCCACAAGGAGUACUUGCUGUCGCCAAUUUUUUGGAAACUUAAAUCGCAAGGAAAAUUCAUUGACGGGGUAGGAAAGAUAUAUCUGCAGUGGUGCAAUGCUGCAUGGGACUUGUACGUGAAAUAUGCUGAGUCCAUGGCCAUAGUUCACGAUGUCAUCAAAUGGGAAAAGAGCCAUGACACAGCGUUCUCUCUGUGGCUUAAAAAGGUUGAUGAAUCUUCAGAGAUUUCAAGAUCUAAGUUGUACCAUGAUGUAGUCUUUUUUGGAGGCUUUUUCAAAUCGCUGCAGAAUAUCCCAAUCACUCUUAACUCCAUUCUUAAAUGCACGGACAAAUCAAUGGAGGAUUACGAAUAUUUGGUUUUAGCUAUCAAAGAGAUUGUACGGUUGAACGCUACUGUUGAUAAAAUUCACGGCAUUGCAGUCGACCAAAGAAAACUUGUUAGGCUUUCAAAACAGCUCGCUGUGGGCACGGGAAGGAACAGUAGCACAAUCGGUUACAUCAAUAUCAAUAAUGAUGUAUCAAUUCCAUCAACAGGCCAGGAAAAACUGAAUUUACGUCUCAGCGACAAAUCCAGAAAGGUCAUCAAAACUGGCACCCUUCACAAGAAAAGAGAAUUGUGGCUGGAGAACUCUCCGGUGUAUCUUAUUCUUCUGGACAACUACCUCCUCAUCACUGAGAUUAUAACAAAAGCCUCCGAUACAAAAUAUCGGCUAUGUGAAAGACCUAUUCCAAUCGACUACCUCAGCUUAGAAGCUAAGGAAGACGCGUCUUUGACCAAGUACAACUCUAAUAAACCCGGUUCGUCAGGGCGUCCUACAUCUGCACAAACCAGCGUUCCGGAAGAAGAGUCUACGCUGAAGAAUCUGAGGCCUUCUUUCAUUAGCUCCAAAAGCUCCUCUCCACAUAGACCGAUGUCGGCCUAUCUUUCGAGUCCUGUAGGCCAAGGAAGAAAUGAUUUUUUCGACCAUCAGGAAGCGCCUGCGUCGUUCAAGAUUCGAAACACUGCCACGAAUGAAUCUUUUACUUUUUACGCUUCCAAUAUUGAGGACAAAGAUGCGUGGGUCAGUGCCUUGGUUUCAUCGUUCAGUUCACACCACGCUACUAACAGCUCGAGGAUUUAUGACCUUGCGUGUGUCACUGACAUGUUUAGUUAUGAGGAUGGACAAGCGCCGACCAAUUUGCCUAUUGUGCAUGAAGGAAGUGCAAUUGCUGAAGCUUUACAAAACUUCUAUGGAGAAGAACAUAAAGUUAAAGCUAUUAUUCAGGCCGAUGUAAAGUGCACCGCACAGAUGCACUUUGAGGGUGAGAGCUUUCUUCUGUGUGCUGCCAAUUAUGGUAUAUAUAUGACGAUUAUCGGCACUGGCGAAGGAUGGAAAAAAGUCAUGGUCCUUCCAAAGAUUACUCGUAUGGAAGUGAACGCGCGCUUGGAUUUGCUAUUUGUUUUGGCAGACCGCAGGCUGUGCUAUUUUAACAUUCCCAGUAUUAUCUGUGCAUACUACGGUGCCCUCGACUACUUACCCGAGAAUCAGAUAACGGGUGUCUUGCUGCAGGAAAAAGUGGGAUUUUUCAAAUCUGCGGACGACUUCGGUAACUUGCGGCAAAUAUUCUAUGAAAGGAAGGGCAAAAUAGUUGUACUGACGCCAGAGUUCGACAGGCUAACAAAGAAACUCAAAUUUUUCAAGGUCUACAAAGAGUACAGACUGCCGGGCGUGACAAAUGGACUACUGUCUGCAGAAAUUCGAGACAUUGUAAUUUUUGCCAAAAGCUUUAUUGUUUGCUCUUCUCGAGGUGCACUUCUGUUCAACGAAUCUUUCAACGACGAAGGAUUGACUUUGCCAAGCUUCAACAACGACAAGAGGGCACUGGGGCAAAAGCAUCAUUUUCCGCAUCAUCCAUUCAAGUCCAAUAGAGAAGCUCUCUCGAAGACUGAUUCUUCCAAACAAAAGAUGGCGGAGUACGUCAAGACAGAUAUUGUCAAUCGAAAGACCUCAUCUCUGGGUUGUUUUCGGCUCAACGAGGACAAUUUUGUGAUCAUCUACGAUGAGGCUGUUGUGCGGAUCAACAAGAACGGCCAAAUACCUGAUUGGACGUCCGACGUUUUGGUCCUGGACUUUUAUUGCAUGGCUGCCACUUUUUCAAAUGGGUUUUUGACAUUAUUUGGUGAAAACCUUAUACAGAUUUACGAUUUGAAUUACGCAGGAACGGUCCUCCAAGAGAAGCUCAGUGGCCUCACGCCUGUUCAGAUCAUAAAGGGUAAGAAGAUUAAGCUUCUCAAUUCCGAUCUGACAGCAAGUCCAAUAAUAACUUUGAGUCAUCCGUCAAUACCUGGAAGGCAGUUGGUACUCAAGUUCCAGAGAAACGUUUAG
This is a messenger RNA of Lachancea sp. 'fantastica', 3948 nucleotides long. NCBI's taxonomy places the organism in Eukaryota, Fungi, Ascomycota, Saccharomycetes, Saccharomycetales, Saccharomycetaceae. The record is from the annotation of a GenBank genome assembly.